AUGCAGGGUGUGGUGGGGGUGAGACAGGGGUUGUCGUGGAGCCUGUGUGCCCUGCUCUGCCUCUCUCUCUGGGGGCUGAGCCAGUGCCGAGGCUCCAGACAGGCCAGAGAGACCAGGGUCCAGCCCAGGGACCAUCCCAUGCUCAGGGCCAAACGAGCUCCCGCUGAGGAUGUCAAGAAGUGCUCCUACACCUUCCUGAUUCCCGAGCAGAAGAUCACAGGUCAGUGUUUUGUCUUCUGUGAAGAGUCUAUUUUCUUUUUCCUGUCUUGUUUAUUGACUUUGAAUGAUUCUAAUGUCCAUCAUCAGGCCCCAUCUGUGCCAGUGCCACGGGCCCGGAGCCAGACAAGGAGCGUGUGACACGGAUGGACAUAGCUGACGUGAGAGAGGUGCUGUCCAAGCAGAGACGGGUGAUUGACACCAUGCAGCUGGUGGUGGACGUGGACGGCAACAUGGUGAACGAGAUGAAGCUGCUGAGGAAAGAGAGCAGGAACAUGAACUCCAGGGUGACCCAGCUUUACAUGCAGCUGCUGCACGAGAUCAUCAGGAAGAGGGACAACUCUCUGGAGCUGGCCCAGCUGGAGACCCGGGUUCUCAACGUCACCUCAGAGAUGCUGAGACUUGCCUCCCGCUACAAGGUUAGAACAUCAAGGUGGAACUAGAACGCAACGUGCUUAAUGCUACAUUCAUGUAUAGAUCAAAUGAAAUGAAGAAGCACGUUAGAAGCAAAUCAACAGUGCCAUAAUAUAGAAGCUUGAAAAAGACCAGAAAGCAAUCAUUUGAUAUAGUUUGAGGAUAUUUGGAUAAUCUAUAACUAAAUUAAGUGAUUUGUGGCCUUUUGUUACCUUCUCUGUUCUGCAACCAGGAGCUGGAGGGGCGUUUCACAUUGAUGGCGGGGGUGGUGAACAACCAGUCAGUGCUGAUUGCUGCGUUGGAGGAGCAGUGUCUACGGACCCUGGGGCAUAGUGAGCUACCUGUGGUCCCCCCGCUGGUCCAGGUGGUGCCAGAGAAUAUCCCUGUCAACAGCCGCUUUACCAACGAGAUACAGAGGGACCACACCAACCGAGCCUUCCCACGUGGGUCACGCAUGGACUCCCCCACUGCCUCCCCAUUUGCACUCAACCCGCCGCCACCGCAGGGCACGCUCACCUCAGACGGUAUGUACCAAGUAGCGCUGGGAGGGGUGGUUAAG
This is a messenger RNA of Coregonus sp. 'balchen', 1189 nucleotides long. Lineage: Eukaryota; Metazoa; Chordata; Actinopteri; Salmoniformes; Salmonidae. The record is from the annotation of a GenBank genome assembly.